UCCGGAUGGUGGGGGCCCGGGCUCGGAGGUGAAACAAAAGCAGCGGAAGGAUCUCCCCCAUCCCCCCGCGGCCCAGGCUCAGGCCCUGGCCUAAAGCCACCCCUCAAGCCCGGCUGUCCGUGUGGCCUCAGCAUCGGGCUGCCAGAAUCAAGCGAGGUGGAGAGUGCGCUGCUUAUUAAAAAAACUCGAGUGCCUUUCCCUUCAUUAUUUAUUUCUGUGGGGAGGGGGGUGUGGAGAUUUUUAUAAUCCCGUUGUUGUUCCCUGUUUGUCGCUGAGUGAGUGACCGAGCAGGCGGUCGGGCUGCCAUGGAAAGAGCUGCCGAGCAGGCCUGGAACAGCUACACCUACCAGGUGAGCCAGCACAGUGCCGACAUGUUGAAGAAACUCAACGGCCAGAGGAAGAACGGCGGCCGCUUCUGCGAUGUGGUGCUGCGGGUAGGCGACGAGAGCUUCCCGGCUCACAAGGCCGUGCUGGCCGCCUGCAGCGACUACUUUGAGUCAGUGUUCGGGUCGGCGGCGGCGGACGAGGCGGCGGGCCGCGAGCUGGAGAUGCACACUAUCAGCGCCAAGGUCUUCAGGGACAUCCUGGACUUCGCCUACACCUCCCGCAUCGUGGUCAGGUUGGAGAGCUUCCCCGAGCUUAUGACAGCUGCCAAGUUCUUGCUGAUGAGGUCCAUCAUCGAGAUCUGCCAGGAGGUCAUCAAACAGUCCAAUGUGCAGAUCAUGGUGCCCCCAGCCCGAGGGGACAUGAUGCUCUUUCGCCCCGCUGCCAAUGUGGACUUCGGCUUUACCCUGGAUCUUGCCGCUGCUGCUUGUGCCAAUGGCAACUUUGUGGGUGAGAAUGGGCACCUGCUGGGGGCUGGUGAGGUCAAGGUGGGCAGCCCCGGUGCCCCUGCAGCUAGUCUGCCCUCCCUGCCUGGCUCAUUGCCUGCUGUGGAUGGUUUGGUGAGCUCUCCUGCUGCGCCCACCCUUGUGGCUGGUCAGUUCCAGGCCCCAGUGAACUCAGUGAACACCGAUCAUGCCAAGGCUGUAAAGAGGGGACGUGGGCGGCCUCGGAAAUCCUCUUUGCUGGACCUGCCACUGCUGACAGCCCCUUUGGCCAUGAGGGAUGAGGGGUUUUAUCCCUGCAGCUUCUGUGGGAAAGUAUUCAAGAAUGCUAAUCGCCUUUUGCUCCACGAGGCUCAACAUACUGGGCUGAGUGUGGAGCUGGGGUCAGGGGAAAAUCAACUUCCAGGACUCAGUGACAGUCUCCUGGCAUCUUCAAGUGGCCUCGAUCUUCCCCGUAAAAGAGGGAGAAUGCGGAAGAAUGUGGCCUGUGAACUCUGUGGCAAAGCUUUCAGGGACGUUUACCACUUGAAUCGACACAAACUGUCGCAUUCAGGGGAAAAGCCAUUUGAGUGUCCGAUCUGCCACCAACGAUUCAAGCGAAAGGACCGGAUGACUUACCAUAUUCGGUCUCAUGAUGGAGCGGUGGGCAAACCCUACAUUUGCAUCAGCUGUGGAAAGGGUUUUUCCAGACCUGAUCACUUGAACGGCCACAUCAAACAAGUUCAUACUGCAGAGAGACCCUUUAAAUGUCAGACCUGCGAAGCUUCCUUUGCGACCAAAGACCGCCUGCGUUCUCACUUGACAUGCCAUGAAGAGAAAGUCCCCUGUCAGGUGUGUGGGAAAUAUCUACGUGCAGCUUAUAUGACUGAUCAUGUCAAAAAGCAUAAUGAAGGACCAAAUAACAUCUGCAACAUCUGUAACAAAGGUUUUUCUACUGCUUCCUACUUAAGGGUCCAUAUUAAAACCCACCAUGGUGUCCCUCUGCCCAACUCGCACACCUCUGACCCUUGUGAAAGGCGAUGCAAGCCCCAGCCUCAGAUCACGAUUCACAAGCAAACACAGAGCGGGGAGAUGGCUUUUCACUUUGACAGAACACGCUCGUUACAAGAUGGUGAGAUGGAUGGAUUGAAGUGUCAGCAUCAGGACUCACAAGAAAACUCUGACUCCUUUGGUGAUCUCUCUGACAUCAGUGACCUUAAGUCACCUCUGAAACAUGACCAGGAUGAGUCUUUUCAAUGUGAUCUCAACAAUGGAAAAGUGAAAAUGGAGGCCAGUACCGAGCAGUAUGCUGAACCGAAGAAAUACAACUGUCCAGAGUGCGGCUCAGUAUUUAAAUCCAAGUCCUAUCUGAACAAGCAUAUGCUAAAGGUCCAUGUCAAACCCACUGCAGGUGCGCUGGCUGACUUGCCCAGUGGCCUAAGCUCACCCUUUUCACCCCAGCAAAACAUGUCCCUGUUGGAGUCCUUUGGGUUUCAGAUUGUACAGAAUGCAUUUGGCUCUUCUUUGGCUGAUCCUGAUCCUGAUCCUGGCCCAGAGCCCGAACCUAGCACUGAGGACUCUGCUGAGCAGAAGUGAGGUCUCAUCCAGGAACAGCUUCUCAAAGUACAAAAGAUGGUCGGCGUUUGAUGAAUGGCAGUCCUUAGAUUGUCCAAGUUUUUUUUAAAAAUGACAUCAAAAGCAAAACAAUGGGUGCUGAGGUCUGUACCACCCUGGCCAUCAGACUUGGUGUUCUCCUUGACAUUGUCUUGGGUUGAAGACAGUUUCUUGCCCUUUAUUGAAGGUGUCAAUUGCUCCACAAGUUGGAUGCAGCAGGUGUAUUUGUAGCACUCUCAGUGUGCGAAUUGGGGGUUAUCUCCAGCAGCUAAUUAUUUCCAAAGAACUGCUUUCACUGAUGGUUGCAUUGUGUUCUUUUGGCAGACAUACACCAUACCAACUAACAUGUCUGCCCAAGUAAAUUAAUAAUUGGUAGAGCAGCUUCAAGAGGCCAAAUGACUCACUCCUGCUCCUGUUUCUUAUGUUUUAAAAUUCUAAAAGUAUACACUAAAAGUCUUUUUAACUUUGAAAACUACAAUAUGGAAUGACUUAUAUACAGUUGUUAAGAUCUGUUUCAUCCGAAAAUUAAGUUCUUUAAAGAACGUAUAACUCAAAAACCCAAAAAGGAACAGUUCACUCACAAGGCAUUGAUAUUGUUGGGUGCCCUCUUCAAUUAUUUACACAAGUCACAUAACUAUUGAGUUCUUUUAUGGCUAUUUGAGUCACCCACGUGCUAGUCUGAAUGAUGGGGGACAGUAUAUUAAUGUCUUAAAGAGUAUUACCAAGCACCAAACUGCUGAAGGCAAUACAUAUGGCAAAAUCAUGUGUUUGCAUCAAAUAUUGUGGUUUGGGGCUUGUAACUAAACUGUAAAAACCAACAGAUGUUAUGAUUUCAGUACAGGAAAUAUUUGUAAACAUAUCUAUAAUUACACACGCACACAAGGAUGAGACAAAAUCCUAGUUAACCUGUGGAGCAGACACGCUGUCUGUUUCCAAAAUGAAUUCUAUCUGCAUUCUUUAGCUGCUGGUAGAGAGAAAUCCCUCUUUACCAGCAUUUACCCUAAUUCAAGGCCCUAAUUUUUAGAAAUGUGAAUUUUUUUUCGAAGCUUCUGUGCUUUUUUUCCCCCUCCACUAAAAGCACAAGGUGGUUCAUGGACAUGCAAAAGUCCCUUCUGUCUAAUCCCAUUUUUUAAUGUAAACCAUGUUGUUAGUUGCUGAAGGUAUCACUUCCCUGUGCAUUUUAACCAUUAGUGUUGCCUCCUCUGGCACCAAAUGCUGGCAGGCUUUCAGCUCUUCAGAACAGUGAAUAACUGCACACAGCAAUAGGGUGAAAGCAUUCUCUUGCCAAAUUUAUAUUAAGGAGAUGUACCUUUUUUAAAAUAGAAAAAGGAAUCUGUGACAGCAGCUAGAGAUUAACAAAAUGUUUUGUGUACAGAUUAUGUGAAACUUGAAGUUUGUUUUUGAAGGCUUCAAGAUAGAAUGAACACCACAUGGAACAGUAAAAAGGCUUUUCUUGUGAGGGUCAAGUCUUUGAAGCCCAAAGGCACAAGUGCACCAGAUCUUCGGUUUGUUAAUGAACCAUUACAUUGGGGCCCUUGAUUUUUAUUCAUGUUUAUUUAUCAACUAGGAAUGAAGUUGAAGUUGAGCAAUAUGAUUUUAUUAAUAUGAUGAUGCCUUUGGUAAAAUAGGAAAAAAAUAGCCUUCAUACAAUUGAUGUUGUUGCUCCAAAAUCCAUGCAAUGUAAUCUCCAACCGUGGUGCGCAUUUUAAAAGAAAAGGUGAUUAAGCUUUGCAAGUGCAGUUUGAUCAGCAUAGCAGAAGCUAAAAGAAAAGAAUGUUCAGUACUUAACGGAUUAACUAACAUGAGAUUAACCAUUAUCUUUACAAUAAAAUGAUUGUAAAUACCUAUUAGUAUUCAGAUUUCAUCUGACCCUAAAUGACCUGGAAAUUGCAUCUUCUGUGCAUGUUACAGUGUAAUAUCCAGAUUGCUGACUCUAAUCAGAAUGGUAAUUUUGAAUCUAGGAGUAGCCUGUCAGAUGUGGCUAUUGGGUGUUGCUGUACAUUCCUGGCAGGCUAGGAGGUGGCUGUGCAGUAGUCAAGUAAUUUGUCAGGGGAAGAGGGGUAAAGUGAAUAGAUGACCUUAAAUGCUGUUAUUUAUGUCCUAUUGUCACUGUUUUUUGACAUAACACAGCACCUGAGAGGAGCAACUGAAACACAACAACCUGGGGUCGGGUGGGUGAGAGAGAGAGAAGAAAAAUAUAUAUUUUUAUUUGUAAACAAAAAUACUCUUAUUUACAAGUCUUUUCAGUCACCAGAACCAGCAUUUUAAAAACUAAAUCUCUGUUUGGGUCAGUGAUAUGCUUGAGAUGCCUAUUGAGCUUUGGUGUAGGAGACCCCAUAGGUUUUGAAAGGAUCUAGGCCUAUGUAAUUUACCUCCAUUCAACAGUAGAGACAGUUGAAUCUGCUUCUUAUCCCUUUCGUUUCUGUUUCUAUAAUUGGGUGGGAUGAAAGGUUUUUCAUUGUUAGCCCCCCAUUAAAUUAAAAUUAUGGAUAGUUUGAUGGAUGUAGUAAUUUAUGUUUCGUCUUGUUUUAUAUAUAUACAUAUUUGUAUAUUUGGUGAGGUUUUGUACUAGGGAAUAGAAUACUUUUCUACUUGGGCGACACAUUAGUUUGGCGCACUUCCUCAGGAUAGGUCUAGCACAGACCAUGUGCUGCCACAAAGUAUAUCAAGUGCAAACUUUCCUAUUUCUAUAUCAUCUAUUUUUACAGAUUCUCUGAGUUGUGUUAUUGACUUGUAAUUCAAAGGCAACCCACAGGAACUGGUUGAAUAUGGUGCUAAAUUCCCUUUUUACUGCCUAUACUGCUAUUUCUUCAUUGCCUCUGUUGGAAAUGUGUUAAGGCUAGUCUCUUGUGCUAGACAUGGACUAUGUGUACAGUACUGACUCUCUCUCUUUUUCCUUCCUUGCCUCAAAAUCCAGAACUUUUGUGCUGAUUAUUAGCAAAUUAUGCUUUAGUUGCCAAUGAAUGAAUGAUGCCCUGAUAAACCUGAAAGUACCUGUUCAAGUUAAGAUUUCUGUAGGCUUGAUUACAUUUUAAAAGGCUAACUAUUGUGUAUUUACUUGGUGGAAACUCAAAUAAUGGAACAAAGUCAGAAUGGUAUUGCUUUAACUCUCCAGUACCAUCCUUGGGCAUGGUGAGUCAAAUAACUGGAGCUAGAUUGUAGUAUGGGUGUCGUGGAUGCCUACAAUGGCUCUUGAUUUGGAAUGGGAAAAAUCGACUCAAGUUUUUGUUUCUAGUGACUUGGUCAGUGACUUUUGCUUGAGGUGUAUAGGGAGGUCAAAUGUUUUAUGGAUUUUCUUCAAAGCACCAGUAGGUGCCCCAACAAUACUGAUCCACAAUGACAUGGGCAACACGGUAGCCGGUGGUUAGCACUGCUGCAUCACAGUUCCAGAGACUUGAGUUCAAUUCUGGCCUCAGGCAACUUUCUUUGUGGAGUUUGCACAUUCACCCUGUGUCUGAGUGGGUUUUCUCCGGGUGCUCUGGUUUCCUCCCACAGUCCAAAGGUAUGCAGAUUAGGUGGAUUGGCCAUGCUAAAUUGCCUGUAGUGUCUAUGGUGGGGAAAUCUAGCAAUAAGAUGGGGUAGGAUCUUGGUGGGAUGUUCUUCAGAAGGUCGGUGUGGACUCAAUGAGCCAAUUAGCCUGCAUCCACACUGUAGGGAUUCUAUGACUCUGUGACCCUUCCAGAAAUUGCUUAUGAGGACAGAUUGAGUGCAGACAGGAUUGAAAUCGGCAGCAUUUGUUUCAUUGCUCAUUUGGACCUUGGCUGCCAUUAAUUGUUCAGAUUCAUAUACUGAGAAAGCAAGGAACGUGAGGCUGUCCUGCAGUAGUAGAAUUGUGUCCUACAAGAUGAGUUUGUUUCGAGCGAUGAGAUGAAUACUGACAUGUAGAUAAACUGCAAUCUUUUAUAAGGCUACACCAAACAAACAAAUGGGAGAGUUUGAAAUCUAGAAUCCUGUUUUGUAAUGUUGAAUGGAAAAUAAACAGUUAAGUGUCAAACUCCUUCUGAGAUUAGCAGGAAUUGAGGGUGCACAUAUGUAAAGGAUUUAUAUGAGCAUUUUUAAUUUCUGAGAAAUAGUGAUCUGUGAAAAAGAGAACCUUUAAACAGAGCAUGUUUUUUUUAAAUCAAUCAAGCUACCGUCUUAAGAAAAAUGUUACUGUAGAGAAGAGAAACUGGUGGAAGUUUGAUAUUACUAAAGAAUGGAUUAACCUGAGUUGGGAAUUAGUCCUGGUGGGGUUUAUUUUACUUGUGUUCAUGCUGCUAGAUCGCAACUUUCAAAGUUCCCAGAUGUGGAGAAAACGGUUGGAAAUGUGGGAUCCUUUGCUUGGCUAGGCCAGGAAUGAACACUGCUAUGGGAAGGAGAUUUGAGAUGCAUUCAUGCAACAUCUUUAAAGUGUAUUCUUUCAAAUUAAUCAGCUUCUCUUUCAAGCACAGUGCACAAUCUUGAAUAUCCCUCAGGAAGAAAUAAUAAAUAAAUAAUGGCAGACAGGAAUUAAGUGUUCCCAUUUCUCCCCCCCCCCCCCAACAAAAAUGUUAAAAACCACAGAAUUUUCCAAAGACAUUUGUUUUAAUUGUUUUUCAUUCCUAGGAUGUAGGUGUUGCUGGCUAGCCAUCUUUUCAUGCCCAUCCUUAAUUGCUCUUGAAAGGGUAGUGAUGAGCUACUUUCUGGAACAGCUGCAGUCCAUUUGGUGGAGAGGCACCUACAAUGCUGUUAGGGACGUUCUAGAAUAUGGACCAAGCAACAGUAAGGAAUAGGUUACCAUGGUUCCAAAACCUAUUAAAAGGAAUGCAGAAAAGAUAGAGAAUUCUGAUUAAAUUGGGAUCAUGACUAAUUCUCCUUCUUAUUUCUGAGUUGGUGGGUAGUACUAAUUGCAUAGAGACUUGCUUUUUUUGGGUUUCAGAGGGGCAUCUGACAUUCAGUUUUGCAAGGGUAAAUGCUCUAGACUCUCUCCAUUGAUAUAAACUGGUCCUCACAUUAGACAGGAUGUGAGUAGAUGAGAUUAGAAAUGGGAAGGGGAUUGCAAGUGUGGUGCAAAACCUCAGGUCAUUUUGCUUUCACUGUCUGAAUUGUUGAUUUCUGUUAAAAUCGACAGAACUGUUCUCGGGCAAAAACAAAGCGCUGUAGAGCAAAACACAAGACCCAUGUUACAGAAGUGUAUUAUGUUGGAGAUGAACUGUUUAAACCAAGACAUUUCCUGAUAGGAAUAGCACAAUUUUUGAAUUUGAAUAGGGUGAGCUCUGCUGAAGAAGAACUCUUGCCCCUCUGUAUAACCCAAAACAUGUCCAUCUCUUUUUAAAUUCACGUUUUGAGGCACAGGCUCCAAAAUAAUGGGUGGGUCGUCCUGCCUCCUGUUCAGGUUUGUACAGGCUUGACUGUAAGAAGUUAUCUAUAACUGCAGCUGAGCAAUUCAUUUCUCCCCGUGUAUGUAGAUAGUUUUACCCUUUAGUGCUAAUUGCCUCAGUUUGAAAUUUGCGAGUACCAGAUUUUAAUCAGUCUCUAGACAAGGACAUCUAUCUGUCGGUUAGUGCUGCUGAGGAAGAAGCAGUUGCAAUGCAUAGUGGACUGCCGUCGUCCUGUGGGUAGAGCUGUCCAUCAAAGUGAGAGGGGCUCCCACUCCCACACUGAAUUCAAAAAAUUUAGGUGCAUUGAGGGCAUUCUGCUCUCUCAUCUGGUUGUUUUUCAAUUGAUUUGGACAGUUUUCUGCUCUCUCAGUCAGAUGCAAAGUUCCCAUGGCAAACUUUUGGGCUGGAGGAUGGGGAAUGGUAUGCCAGUUAAUGUUUUAACCCACAAUCAACAUCACUGAAAACAGCUUGAUCUUCAGAUAGCAUUCGUGGGCCUAGCGCAAUAGUUGUCACAUUAUCUACAUUAAAAUACUUCAGAAGUACUUCAUUGGCUGCAGAGGGCUUCGGAGCAUCCUAAUAUCCUUAAACACUAUAUAAAUGGAAAUCUUUCUUUCGAUCCUACAGUCCCAAUUCAUUGGUAUAUUCCCUAAGAAAUCAGCGGUCCAAACAUCCAGGGGUGAUACAGCAGCAAAAUUAAUUGAAAAGAGCCAUUGAUGGCUUUGUUAUUAAGGAAACCACCCAGUUCUCUGCUGAGCUACAUAGAUCUGUGAUUAAUUCUUGAUCAAACCACCCAGUUCUCUGCUGAGCUACAUAGGUCUGUGAUUAAUUCUUGAUCAGUACUGAAUUGCCCUGUUGUAUGGAGAAUCAAAAAGUAACUUCCACUUGUGAUUGCUAUUAGAAAUUGCUUGUGCCAAAACAUAGAUGAGGUACGAAUGUCUACUUUCUCUGUGGCUGCAAAGCUGACACUCAUUGUCAAGAUUUAAAUGUAAAGACUGACAACAUAAGUAAGGUCCAAGAGGGUUGUAGAUGCCUUUAAAAAUUGUGGGGGUACUAUGCGGUGGAAUCAUGUUUCUUAUCUCCCUCAUUUUGAGUUAAAACCUUUGAAAAUGCAUGAAACAAUAAGCUAGUGUUAAGUGAACAAGAUGCAGUCAGCUCUGCUGGACUCUGCAGUGAAGCCUAAAGCCACUCAAGUGAAUCUCUCUCACUCUGUAUUACCAUCUAGUGGCUGCCUGAAUACCAGCAGGUAACUAGCAACAGGGCAGAUACACAGUUGGAAUCAAGCAAAAAGGAUGGCAUGAACAAACAAACACAGUUUCUGUAAAGCUGCAGUAAGAUUAGCUGUCCUCUUUGUCGCAGUUUAUAUUUGCAGUUUCUUGCCGUAAUAGCAGAGAUAGAACAUGGGUCUGGAAAGUUAUUUCUGUGUUUACAUUAGUUUUGGGUUGACUUCUGCAUAGUCGUCUUACAGGCUGUACAAUAAGAGACAAUGAUACUUCUUUGGAAUCUUCAAGUGACAAUCCACGCUCUGUUCAUUGUAAUUUUCUGUAAAAUUGUAAAUAUGUUCUUUAGGAACGGGUAAAUGACUUUACUGAACAAUACAAUUAAACAGUAUGCUUGUUCAACAUAUCAUCACCAUGCCAGCUUAUUGGUAGAUCCUAUUUCUCUGCUUUUCCCCAAAGCUCAGUAAAUCUUUUUAAUUCACAACAUUAUCUGUUGAAUGUUAUUGUUGAAUCUCGCUAUUUAUUUUAAAGUUUCUUCCUGUCACUUCUUUUGGCACUCUAUAUAUUCCCCAGUUACCAGCCUUCUUGCUACUCAUUUAUAUCAUCAAAUCUGUUCAUGAUUUUCAAUACCUCUAACAAAUCACCUCUUAAUCCUCUUCUGUGGAGAACAAAUACUGCUUCAAUCACACGGUGUAAUUGAACUCUUAUUCCAGGCACCAUUCUAAUAAGUCUCUGGCGUCCUCUUCAAGGCCUUAACUAUACGUUGAACACAAUAGCUUCGGCAUUGUAAGUGUUUGCAGUAAAGUCUUGGCAUAACUUCCACACUUUUAAAAUCAGCCAUUAUUAAUAAAGCCAAGGAUCCCAAAUGCUUUUUAUUAGACUGCCUAACUUAUGUCACCUUCUAAGAUUUAUAUAUAUUUACUUGCAGUUUCUCUGAACCCAACACCAUUUUAAAAUUUUAAAUCUACCAUUUAGUUAAUGUUGCUUCUUCCCUUACUUCCUACCAAAAUGUAUCACUUCACACUUCCUUGUUGUCUGCCCUUUACACCAGUCUGCCUAGAUCUUGCUCAUUGUUUAGUAUAUUUCUGAGUUUCAUAUCAUCUGCAGACUUAGAAAUUAUGCCCUGGUAGGGCAUUUCUCCCUCAUAAAUGAACAGAAUGAGGUGCAGUUAGUGUGAAUGUGCAUGGAGCGACUGAUUGGCACUGUUUGGAGAACGUUCAAGAGCUGCACCUUUUGGGGGAAAAAGAGUAAAUGCUGGAUAAGACUCAUACUGGAAUACCCUUCCCUGCUGAUGUUUUUUGACCAUGGAAUGUAUCAUAAUUGAACCUAUUUCUGUGGAUAUCCUAUGUGAUUUCAUUGAGUCAUAAUUAGGGGUAAUGCUGAAACCAUUUCUGAUGCUCACCUUGUAUGUCCUAUCAACACAUGGACAAUCUGUGUGACAGAGGGUAUUUGCAAUGUUGCAUUGAGACUCUCGGUUGCCAGGACAGUUUGAGAUUUUAAUUAACCCAUUAAAUUGUGCUAUUUGAAGUGCUUUGAAGCUUUUAACACAACCACUGGAGAUGAAUUCUCUCUAAGGUUCUUGAUGAUUUCACUGCUAAUGUCAAACACAUCAAAUGCUUGAUGGAAUGCAACAUCAGAGCUGCCUUUGGUUUUUCUGGCAGUAGUAAACUCCAUGAAAAAAUAUUUACAGUCAGUGCUGUUAGAUAUCCCUCCACCCAGUGCCUCACAUUUACAUUCUGUGUACCUACUUCACAUUCGUGAUCACUUUAACUAAUCUAAACUUUUCAUUUCCAGAUUUUCUAAACUGAAUUAAAAUUCAGACAUUUCUAAAAUGUAUUUCAAACACUCAACCUCCAGGUUACCAGUCCAGUCCAUUGACAUGACACUAACACCUUAUUUGACCAGCCUGCGACUGUUCUGGUUGAUGUAAAGAACAUCUAAAAAUAGACUUAAUCCAAGAUGGAGCACGCUGUGUGUGUGUGUGUAUGUGUGUGUUUUUGUUUGUUUGUUUGUUUUGGGGGGUUUGCGGUGUGUAUUGGCUUUUUAUGUGUAAAAGCACUGGGCUAGGAAAAGCUGCUGUAAACUUGCACAUUCUUGUUUGCUCAUGCUUGAUGAAGAAUGUUAACUGCAAAUAUACGCUAACCGAGGAAUGCUGUCACUAAAGUUUGUCUGCAGUGGAAUGGGUGUUUGAAAGCAUUGUGCUGUGUCAACUUGAACUGUGAUGUAAUAAGCCCAGUUACAUUUGAUGUUCUUUCAAAGUCAAACCUAAAUUGAGCAAGUGCAUUCUGAACUGUAUUGAAAUUGGGCUUAUGUGCUGGAAAAAUUUAACAGGGUGAAUUGAGAGAGCAUUGCAACGUAACUGCCUCAAUAUACUUUUUAUUUGUGUGAACAUAAGAGUCAUAAAAUCAUAAGAAAUUGCAGCAGUGGGCCAUUCCACCCAUCGAGCCUUCUCCAGCUUUCAAUGGGAUCAUGGUUCUUUGCGACAGGUUGUAAAAUGGAGUUGAAGCCACAAUGACCCUUACCUCUUUUGUCUAUCAACAAUCUGUUUAUUUGAGCCUCCACUGCUCACUGGGGAAGAACAUUUCAAAGACAUGUGAUCCUGUGAGAGAAGAAAUUACUCCUCAUCUCUGUCUUCAAUGGGAGACUCUUUAUUUUUAAGUUUUGCAACCCUAGUUCUAGACUUCCCUAUGAGGGGAAUCAUCUUCUCAGUAUCUACCCUGCCGAGCACCUCAGAAUCUUACAUGUUUCAAUAAGAUGACUUCUCAUUCUUUUGAGCCCCAGUGAGUGCAGGCCAGAUCACACCUUUCCUCGUGAGAAAGCACCUUUUUCACAUGCACCAUAGAGCUAUUUCAGUGCAAACCUGACCUUCUUUAAGGAAACCAAAGCUGUGCACAGUACUCCAGGUGCAGUAUCACCCAAUGUCCUGUCCAGUUGAAGCAAUCCCACCUCACUUUUUAAUAGUCCAUUCCCUUUGCAAUAAAAGCCAGCAUUCUCUCUACUGCCUUAAUUACUUGCUGUACCUGCAUGGUAAUGUUUUGAUUCAUAUGGAGUUCCAUUAUCACUCUGUACAGCAGCAUUCUGCAAUCUCAAUCCAUCUAAAUAAUCUACUUCUGAUCUUCCUGCCAAAAUGGACAACUACUUAUUUUCCCUCCUUAUACUCUGUUUGUCAUUUUUUUGUCCUCUUGAUCACUAUUUUCUUUUUCAGACUUUUUAUGUCCUCCUGACGUCUUGUUUUCCUAUUUGUCUUGGGUAUCAUCAGUAAAUCUGGCUACAAUCCAAUUGACCCUUUCUUCCAAGUCAUUGGUUGAUAUAAAUUGUAAAUAACUAAAGCACUGGUCCCUGCAGCAGUCCACUAGUUACAGUUACCAACAUCAAAAUGAUAUUCUUCCUUUGUAGUUUUAAGAUGACUGAGCAGGAAUAUAAUGGGCAGUUUGUAAAUCCAGCAAAUUUCUGUUUGUGCUGUUGUAGCUUGAUUUUUUUUUUUAAUUUCAAAGUAACAAGGUUGCACUGAAACAAAGUCAAGGAGUCAGUGACUUCGCUAGCUAAUCACUUGUCCUUCUAAUUGAAUAAAGUCCCAGAAAAGCCACUUCUAAUGUUCUGUCUCUGAAAUGGCCAAAACCUGUAUUGUAACAUGCUGAGUAGAGGCUUGGGAACGAACUUAAUAAUGAUGGCCAUAAUACACUGGAGUGCUUUCCUUACUGUGAUUAUGUAUUGACAAAUAAUAUAAUUAAUUAUUUAACAAAUUCCCUUGUUAAAGGUAGAAUUCCCUGGUGCUUUAGUUUGCCAGGUCCAUGCUGUUACUGGUGAAGAUUGCUUCAUCAAGUCGAAUGAGCCCUCCUGGCUAAUCCCAGUACUUGGAUCUGUCUUCUGAUAUUGUUAAUCAAUAGUGAUUAAUUAUUAUGUAGUGUUGCAGAAGUGUAUAGGAGCAUUGGUGCAUUUUCUAAAGAAAUUGAAACAUUUCAUUACCCUUUUGAAUUGGACAUUCUCACUUUUCCUACAAUGAAUACUGUUUUGACCAGGCAGAAUUUACAGUCAACAUUAACUCCAGUAGCAUGAUACACUAGGUAGUGUGUAUGCUAAUCAUGCUUGAAAUGUAAACUCUGCUGUGUUGUCACAUGUGAAAACUUUUCCAUCGUUCUCUAACUUCCACACCUCACCCCUCCCCAAAAAUGCCCCCAGAGCCCAUCCUAAAGAAAGGAUCUGGUCUCCGCCCACUGAAAUAAUGCUGGCAAGUCACUGAUGACAGUACCUUGGAUGUCUGACAUGUUAUUGAAGAAAGGACUACUGUGUGCAACUUGAUGUAACAUUAGUCACUCCAUUCAUUUCCUACAACCAAAGCAAUAUGAUGUAUGCUUGGUGUAAGUCGUUGACAUUUUGCUUUUAACUGACGCCAUUUCUACCAUCUCUCCUUAGCUUUGGCGACAGAAUGCUAUCUCAUCCGGUACAACUGAUGGGAUUGAUCCUUGUGGCUGUGCUGUUGAUUCCAGGCAGUUUGCCAGCAGACAGGAGCAUUGGUUUAGGGGCACUGAUUCAGGAGUUUACUGAUUUGGGUCCAUCCAUUCAGGAGCUCCCAGACUGAGUAGCCUUCGCUAAGAGCAAGCUAAGAGAGAAUACACUAGGCAGCCACUUUAGGUACAGGAUUUCACUCAGGAGUUAUGGCAGGGUUUCAAGGCUGCUUGCGAAGGAGUGUCUGAUGCACCAGCACAUAAUGUAACCUCUUAAUUGGUGAUUAAUGUGUCCUGGGAGUUUGUUGCUCAUGAUUGGUUGGAAGGAGAUUGUACAUUAGCUGAAGCCCUUUUAGUCUUAACCUAUACCACAAUGGGUAGGUGAAUGGAAAAUCAGAGAUUUAAAUGCUAAAUGUUUGAACCAGUUUGUAUGCUAUAUUUGAACCCUUUAUUCUGUUAAUACCAAUAACUGCUUGCUACCGUUCUUCUUGUAAUGUGUACAGGUUUGGUAGAUCUUGAUAACUUUCCUGAGUGUGUGCUAAAAGCCUCUAUGAUGCAAACAAAUGUUAUUUCGAUCAUGUGACUGUUCAGAAAAUUAAUUUUUCUUUCAAUGGGUUGUUCAGCACUGUGUACAAGCCGUGACUUGAUUGCAAAGCUACGUGAGAGAAGAGCCUUUGUUCUGGUCUAUGAUGGCUUGAAAACUGUAGAAAGCUAAAGUAGAUGAUGUAAUGUAAUCUGUUCAAUAUUUUUAUACUGUGGAUGUUGGGGAGAAAGUGGGCAAUGCUUUAUGAAGUCAGAGUAGUGUAUUACUGAUCUUCUAAAGAAAUACUUUUAGUUUGUGUUUCCAUGUAAUUAAAAGCAACUUUUUAAAUAUGUUUAAUGGUAGUGUGCGUCUUGAUUAUUUUAACUGUUUUUAAACUGUCAGAGCAGUGGAAUAUUGAGUUUAUUACACACAAAUGCCCUGUCCUAUUCAUGGUUUCCCUCCAUGGAUUGAAAAGUUCCUGCCCUCAGAUAAAAUAUGUAUUCUACUAUUCCCAUUUAUAUGAGUUAUGUUUUAAUUAACUUUAAAAGUAGCAACUACUGUCUUGCUUUCAGUUUGGUGGGUUAAUUAUUGGGAAGUUAGCAUUUCAGAUUCACUGACACAUGCUGCUGAUCUGAACCGAAUUAUAUGUCAGGACAGCGUUAUCACUAGGAUUUCAAGCAAUUGUAACGAUGGACACAUGGACCUUCCUCACUUAAACUGCACAGCACAGUUUUAGAUAUUGCCCUUCCCAUCCCAGGCUCCAUCCAGAAAGUUUCAAGCUGUAGAAUGUAUUUAGAUAGUCUGUUGGGUCCAGAUAAAACACACACCUACAGGCUACAACCAGUUCACACAUUUCACAGGACCAAAUUCGUAAUUAGCUGGAGCAGCGCAUCACUUUUUAUGGGGAUGGAGAAGGCAUUGUAAUUACCAUAGACCAUGUCAAGAAUGGGAGUUGUUUCAUUGGAGGAGGUAAUCAUUUUAUAACAGAGAAGUCAUGACUGGUCCAGAUGCAUCUCUGAAGCUGAUUCACAGUAUGCUGAGAGUUGUCUGGAUUGAGAUUAAAUUUCUGUACAGCUGCUCCCUGUGGACAUCAAGGUGGAUCAAUCUUUAACAAUUAUGUAGACCAGUGCCACUUUAUCUCCCACCUGCUUCCAUCCAAGUAAUGUGAGAUCUGGCUAAUCUGGCCUUGAAAUAGGAAAGAGGAGACAGGUCAGAACUUUCCAGCAUUAUUUCCAUUGCCGGAGACGGAAUGCAUCUUAGUUCAAAACUACACUCCUGUGUCAAGUAGGUUGUGCUUUUCAGCACGAUGAACCAGGCUUUAGUGUACCAAUGUGGUGUUUACAGUGUUCUGCACAGUGUGCAGCUCCUCCUUUCCCUCUCUAUUUAGAAAUCCCAAUUGCAGCUGAGUAGAAGCUAUCAAAAGUGAGGGACCAAUACGAAUUUGGUGCUUCACAAUAAAUUGCUUGGAGAAGGGCUUGUCUUUAUUCACUUACUGUGCUUUUUAGUUGUGGUGUGACUAGUUUUUGAAAGUGAGAGAAUUGUUGGAACAAGCCUUUUUACUCUGUGGAAGAAUUCUCCUGGAGCUCUUAAUCGAGGCUUAAUUUACUUAGUGAUCACCAAAUGCAAAUCAGUUCAUUUGACAAUUUGAGAGGGGAAGAGUUCAAAUGGUGUAUAUGAUGAUAAUAUGCAAAUGAAUCAGCAACACAACCUCAAUCAGUACUUGAAUAGCUUUGGUAGUGAGUAACUGUGCCUCACUAAUUGUUGUAUGUCUGCAUUCUUACCAUUAUACUGGAUCUAUUCAGUGUGCUGCUGUUUACUUGUAGGCUUAACUCUGACAAUUAGGAAGAGAAUUAAUGAAUUUUGAAUGAUAGAGUCAAAAUGAUUAUCUGUUCCCCAACUAUCUACUUUCACCAUUAUCUGUCCUGAAAUGUGCCCAAGCUUUUUGCCUUUGUGAGUCACUUAGGUGUGUAUAUUUCUGGGGUCAUCUGUUAAUCUACAGUCUAACUGGAUCUGUGGGUACUGAGAUGUUUUGGUGUGCUAGUUGAUCCACCACUGGGCAACAGGACCAAGCAAUAAUGCCUUUUACACCUGCAGAGCUACAAUAUUCAAACACAAAAAGACAUGUGUGAAAUGUGCAAAUAAGAAUGACUGAAAUUCUUGGCCAGAUUGACAGGGUCUUUGAGCUGGAUGUGAUUUAGAUAUGCCAGUGACAAAUGAUCAAAUGAAUAGUAUUAGAGACGUAGUGGAUUGAAUUUCUUUUCUCCCCCCCAACUCUUCUCUCUUGCACUCUUUCACCCCCUUCAUACAGAUGUUGGUCUUGGCUGAAAAUAGAGUGCUGAAGUAAAGCUAGCUGUGAGAAUGAUUUAGCCAUAUUUAUGUACAUAAGAUAAUUAAGUGAAAUUUGAUCACACUGUAGUUCUACUUAUGAAAAAUGCACCUGCUUUAUCUUUUGUUCAAUUGGAUAUGAAUUGUGAAGUAUGUGCAGGCUAUACAUGCGUGCUGCAGACCUGUUACUAUGUGCCUUCAAUGGGAUAUUUAUAAUAUAUAUAUAUAUAUAUAUAAAAUGUUCUAUAUAUAUAUAUUAUAUAUACACACAUACACACUGUAUAAUACUGUUGAUUGGAGUACAGUUUAUAUGCAAAAAUCUGUUCUUAGUUUAAGAUAUUUGUAUCCUUUUAUCCCAGUCAUUCUGAAUCAGAUUUUAAAAUGUAGCAAUGUUAUCCCCUGAUUGUCUGUCUGUUACUAAACUAGAAGUGUUUUUAUUUACAUUUGGUAAAGUGACUGAAUGCAUGCCUGCCCCACAGGUAUGUAUUUCUUUUGUACUAGCUUGCAAGUUAUAUUCUCUGUAUCUUGUAUUUACAGGGAUGAAUGUAAUCA
Molecule: messenger RNA, 16821 nt
Organism: Stegostoma tigrinum
Lineage: Eukaryota; Metazoa; Chordata; Chondrichthyes; Orectolobiformes; Stegostomatidae
Gene: patz1
Product: POZ/BTB and AT hook containing zinc finger 1
Exons: 5
Coding region: 306-2402 (698 amino acids)
Biological process (GO): regulation of immune system process; regulation of cytokine production; negative regulation of transcription by RNA polymerase II
Molecular function (GO): protein binding
Source: RefSeq, a predicted model, not a curated record